GGCGGGCUGGCGCGGAGGUGCAGAGGUGCCGCAGCUGGCAGCCAGUCGGGAGCGCGCGAGGCGCCGGGAGACCCGCAGCGCCGGCCGCAGCCCCUACCCCUGCAGACGCCGCGCACCGCCCGGCCGCCACCAUGGCGCUUCUGCGGUGCUUCCUGCUCCUGUGCGGAGUCGCUGAUGUCACCAGAAGUUUGAUUAUCACCAGUCCUGACCACAUGAUUGAAAAGGCCAAAGGGGAAACGGCCUAUUUGCCCUGCAAAUUUACUCAAGGUCCAGAAGACCAGGGACCGCUGGACAUCGAGUGGCUGCUGUCCCCAGCCGAUAAUCAGAAGGUGGAUCAAGUGAUUAUUUUAUAUUCUGGAGACAAAAUUUACGAUGACUACUAUCCAGAUCUAAAAGGACGAGUACAUUUUACCAGUAGUGACCUCAAAUCCGGGGAUGCUUCAAUAAAUGUAACAAAUUUACAGCUGUCAGAUAUUGGCACAUAUCAGUGCAAAGUGAAAAAAGCCCCUGGCGUUGGAAAUAAGAAGAUUCAGCUGAAAGUUCUUGUUAAGCCUUCGGGUACAAGAUGUUAUGUGGAUGGAUCAGAAGAAAUUGGAAAUGACUUUAAACUGAAAUGUGAACCCAAGGAGGGUUCACUUCCAUUACAAUAUGAAUGGCAGAAAUUGUCCAACUCACAGAAGCUGCCCACAGCACUGAUGUCAGAAAUGACUUCUUCUGUUAUCACUGUAAAAAAUGCCACCACUGAGUACUCUGGGACGUACAAGUGCACAGUCAGCAACAGAGUGGGCUCUGACCAGUGCCAGCUGCGCCUGGAUGUUGUUCCUCCGUCAAACAGAGCUGGAACAAUUGCAGGAGCUAUUAUAGGAACUCUGCUUGCUCUCAUGCUCAUCUGCGUGAUCAUCUUUUGCUGCCAUAAAAAGCGCCGAGAAGAAAAAUAUGAAAAGGAAGUUCAUCAUGAUAUCAGGGAAGACGUGCCUCCCCCCAAGAGCCGGACGUCCACAGCCAGAAGCUACAUCGGCAGCAAUCACUCAUCCCUGGGAUCCAUGUCUCCUUCCAACAUGGAGGGCUAUUCCAAGACUCAGUAUAACCAAGUACCAAGUGAAGAUUUUGAACGCGCUCCUCAGAGUCCGACUCUCCCGCCCGCUAAGGUAGCUGCCCCUAAUCUCAGUAGGAUGGGAGCGGUGCCGGUGAUGAUUCCAGCCCAGAGCAAGGACGGGUCUAUAGUAUAGGGCCUCCGAACCUCUCGCCUCCGUGCUCCACACUUCUCUUCUUCUUUUGAAAUAGGAAAACCUAUUUUGUUCUAAAUUUUGCUACCAGCCUCAAUAGAUCAAAAAGUGAACCAAAAACUGUAAGAAACAUACUUCAAAAAGUUGUGUUUGUUUUUAUCGGAAUAGUAUAGGCAUUAAAGUUACUAAAGACAAAUUUGCCAUCUGAAAAGGAUUUCUUAAAGAAGUUGAUUUUGCCAGUUUCUAACUACCAAUACUUAAUAUGUAGCACUUUGGAUAUGAAAUCAUAGGAGAAGAUAUUGGUGAACUUACAUGCACACCAAGUUGAUACUUGAAUCAUCUUAAAAAGUAGUACUUUUUCAUUCCUGCCAUUAUUUUUAGGAUGCCUUUCUCAAUUAAUUUAUGACCCAAAAUUGGCAAAGAAGCAUUCAUGGCAAAAAAUUCUUACAGUCCUUUAUGUUCGUUCUUUGAAAACUCUAAAUGUGUUUGGAAUAGCUCUAGUAACAUAAAAACACUCUACAGGGUUCUAGAAAUUACUAGUUCUACUUUCAGGUCAUGCAUAAGCCUUGUCUAUGGAAUGAUUGCUUAAGCAUUUGAUUGAUGGACUGUUGGCAACAGGCAACAGAGGCAUAGUAAGCUCUUUUACAUGCUAAAGUAAAGGAGCACCUAUGGAUUUAUUUAGCAACUUUGCUGUCACUACAUAAGAGCGAUGACACUAGGUAUGGUAGUGAGGGUGGAUUUCAGCGAUGAGCAAUCUGGGGUGAUCUCCAGAACAGAGACCGGCCAGAGCAAGGAUGGGGAAUCCUGCAGUUCCCAACCACAUACUGGCUCUCUGCGUUAGGUGAUAUUUUUCUACUAAGAAAAAAAUUAUAGCAUUUAUUAUUGGACAGAUACAGAUUGAAAUUCCCUAAUUAUUGGUUCCAAAUUUUAAAAAGUUCAGCGUUUUGUUGUUGUCGUUUUUGGAUGGUGUUGCAUGUUACACAUCCCAGAAACAGGGAAUCCUAAGUCUACCUUCCUGAAUGCAGUUUCUGGAGGAUGUUCCUUCAUAGGCUCGGAAUGACGGAGCGCAGUGUAAGCCCAUCCGUGUCCUUCGCAAUUCUGCCUUCCAGACUUGGGAGGACGCAGUUACUACUCUACUGCCAACCUGUCUGUGCAGUUGCAGAAAAUCCAGUUGAGUUUUGAAAAGUUUGAGUCCUAGUUUUGUGAAAGUGAUUUAUUCUUUAAAAAAAAAAAAAGAAGAAGAAGAAGAAAGGAAAGGGAGUAAAAGGAAUACUCCCAACUGCCAAAUGUGUUAAAUACUGUUUUAGUAGAAAGUAAACUUAUUGUAUUUCCCUUAAGAUUGCAAGGGAGUGUGGAUAUAGUAGAAUGAGCCAGCAGUUUCUUUAUAGUAAGUAAGGUCUGCAAUAAAUUAUUUCACUAGCUCUAAAACCUGUUCCCUCAAUUUUGUAGGGAGUUGGUUUCUGUUCAUCUCUUUGGGUGCUGUGGUGGUUCAUGCGGCAUUAGAAAUUAAUGUUGGCAUGACUUUCUGAUUAGUAAGAAUAUUGUGUACACUUUUUAAUGGUAAAUUUAAGCGGAAUGUCUGUGUAAUGAAUUAGUGUACGGUUUUACGUAUUCGGAAGCCUUUUUUAAAUAGGGUUUUAACCUCACACAAUAUUGCUUUUAUACUUGUGUUAACAGUUUCAUUUGUGCCUUUUGGGUCAUUUAAUUUCUAUUAUGAAUUUCUGGUGCCUAUGAGCUAGCUAUCACCUGAAAGGUGCUUAGAGGUGAAGGUACUGUUCCUAAAAAUGCAUCACUGUGACACCUUUCUAUCCUCAGACUUCAAUCUUGCCUCCUCUUUUCUGUUCUUUUUUGUAUGCAAAUUAAAAGACUGUGUUAUCCAUAAAGGCUAACAUUCCAACAUCCCCAACACUCUGGCUGUGUUUCUGAUUUUAUAAUAGUAACUAUUUUUGAACUCCAGAUGUCUGGUCUGUUUUAUAUGAAUACAAAUGUACAUACAAUAGUACUAAGAAAUACCAGCACAAACGCUAAGAAACAGCUUUUGGUCUUUAUUAGUUUUCAUGCACUGAAGAUUAUGCUAUCAGUCUAAGUAGAAAUCACUUCAAAAAAUGGAUGCAUGUAGUAAGGCUUUCCUUGCCUGAGACUUCAUAGCUGGUCUAGGAUUUCGCUACAAAUAAGCCAGACUCUCUUCCAGAAGCACCUGUAUCCUGAGAAACAGCCUCACAAGAAAUCAGUUGUGUAUCCUGUACAGACCUAUUGGGCAUGAUGACAUUUAGAGGACAGAAUUCAGGUUUAGGCCACGUCUUCAGCUACUCUCAUUGUAAAUUUCAGUUAAUCCAGAAGUCAGGUAGUUCUGCUUGACCCAUUAAGGGGGGGGUUCUCACUGAUAAUUUCACUUACACCAGAGAUCAGAUAUCUGUUCUGGAAUUAUUGGUAAUCAUCAAGCAAUUCAACAAAACUUGCUAUUCAAGCAUCGCCAUUGGAGCUUAACAGCAUCAGCCAAAGAUAGCACUGCGUCUUUGAGGCAAAAGCAAUUUUACACCUUACAAUUCCACUUUACACCUAAGAGACUCAACACCAUUUUGUUGAGUUACACAGGAUAACUUGAGAAGCAGUGGGACCUUAGAGGACAUAGUUCUGUGCUUUAAUGUGUAGUUUACGGUGUUCUUUUAUUCUAAUAUUCCCCUGUUGGAAGGCCAACAAAAAUAAAAA
Myotis daubentonii (Daubenton's bat) is the source of this 3935-nucleotide messenger RNA. RefSeq names its product CXADR cell adhesion molecule (gene CXADR). Gene Ontology annotation, biological process: homotypic cell-cell adhesion. Gene Ontology annotation, cellular component: basolateral plasma membrane; intercalated disc; bicellular tight junction. Gene Ontology annotation, molecular function: cell adhesion molecule binding. Lineage: Eukaryota; Metazoa; Chordata; Mammalia; Chiroptera; Vespertilionidae. The record is from RefSeq and is a predicted model, not a curated record.